Amborella trichopoda is the source of this 1270-nucleotide messenger RNA. RefSeq names its product cytosolic sulfotransferase 5. The record is from RefSeq and is a predicted model, not a curated record. NCBI's taxonomy places the organism in Eukaryota, Viridiplantae, Streptophyta, Magnoliopsida, Amborellales, Amborellaceae. Gene Ontology annotation, molecular function: sulfotransferase activity.
CACUGUCCCCCCUGCUAGUAAUUGCAAUUAAACAGGAAGAAGGAUACCUGAUAGUGUGCCUGAAAUUGUAGUGGGAGACUCCACCAUAAACACAGGAAAGAGUGGUGGUGCCCAACAUUAAAUAUUCUCUAAUGGCUAGUUUCAGCUUUCCCAAAGAUAUCCAAUCGUCCCUGCCCCUUCCUGCCGCGAAACUGCCCGAUGGAACAAACAUGUUCCAAUGGAAAGGCAUCAUGCUCAGCCCCCAACUCCUGCAAGCAGCAAUAACUGCGGAUAAACACUUCUCAGCGCGCUCUACAGACAUUUUUGUGGCCUCAUACCCCAAAUGUGGCACCACUUGGCUCAAGUCCCUCAUCUUCUCCAUCAUCAAUCAACACAGCCUCAACCAAGAAAAAGAGUCGCCAAAUCCUCUUCUUUCCACCAGCCCGCAUGACCUAAUUCACAAUCUAGAGCUUGAAGUAUACUCAAUGGACCCGAUUCCCGAUAUUACUGGCAUCCCAUCUCCUAGGCUCUUUAGCACUCACCACUCUUACGGCAGCUUGCCUGAGUCGUUGAAACAUUGUGGUUGCCAAAUUGUUUACAUAACGAGGAAUCCUAGAGACAGUAUAGUCUCGUUUUGGCACUUCACGAAAAAGUUCUCCUACCAUGGUUUGGAAUAUUUGAGUUUUGAGGAGACAUUCGAGAGAUUUUGCGAGGGUGCUCUUCCGUUUGGGCCCUUUUUCGAGCAUGUACUACAAUACUUGAAGGCGAGCAAGGAGAUGCCCGAAAAGGUUAUGUUUCUUACCUAUGAGGAAAUGAUCGCUGAUACCAAAGGCGUUGUGAAGAGGGUGACUGCUUUCCUUGGAAGGCCAGUUGAGGAAGAGGUUGAGAAGAUAGUGGAAAUGUGCAGUUUUGAAAAGCUGAGUAAUUUGGAGGUGAACAAGAGUGAGGAGAAUACAUCUAAAAGACGUUAUCCCAAUAACGUCUUUUUUAGGAAGGGGGCGGUGGGAGAUUGGAUGAACCAUUUUACGCCUGAGAUGAUCGAGCGGCUCGAUCACAUCACUCAGCAAAAGCUCCAAGGGUCAGGAUUUGAGUUUAGGUUCGAUUAGGAUGUGUACAUCUCUUUCUUUACCAGCAGUUUCCCCAUUCCUUUGUGUUUUUUUUACCAGGUUUUGGUUUGCAGUCCAAUGUUUAGACGAGAAAUAGGGGUGCUAUGUGUGUGUUCCAAUUCUAUUGCUUCUUGUGCUUGUAAGAAUCUCCGUUCCUAUUUAAUAAAGCAAUUGCUAUUGGCCUA